This is a messenger RNA of Neodiprion fabricii, 6941 nucleotides long. It is a transcript of the gene Glut1, whose product is annotated as glucose transporter type 1. Gene Ontology annotation, biological process: monosaccharide transmembrane transport. Gene Ontology annotation, cellular component: membrane. Gene Ontology annotation, molecular function: hexose transmembrane transporter activity. NCBI's taxonomy places the organism in Eukaryota, Metazoa, Arthropoda, Insecta, Hymenoptera, Diprionidae. The record is from RefSeq and is a predicted model, not a curated record. The transcript has 15 exons. The coding region runs from base 576 to 3005 and encodes 809 amino acids.
CGUUGGGGCGUCUCCUUCUGCCGUCACCGGCGUCGAUCUGUCGACGAGAGACCGCACGCACCCUCCGUCUGCAGGGAUAAACCAAGUUUGUUAUUUAUUUACAAGGUAUUGUUUUUCAUGUUACGAAAUAACGAGGGUGAAUCGGAGUUGCGAAAGGGGUGGACUGCGAGGUGGUCCUUCUAAUAGUGAAAACUAAAACCGAACCAGUUAUGACCAGUUGAGGACAGUGAUAAGUGACCGAGGAAAUUCGUCGUACUCAUCGCGGGCGGAAGGGACACACGGUUAUUUUCGUGCGGAAAUGAUAGUGCCACCAAAAAUCGAGCCCUCUUCGGGCCGCAGCCCGUGAUCGUCGAAUCGGCGAUGAUAACUGCGGGCAGUCUCAACUAAAACAGUGUGAACCUGGGAACGCGUUACCUGAUUCUCUCUUCUCUCUCUCUCUCUCUCGACGUUUCAACUCGGGCUUUUCUCCUCGGCCUGGGUCAGAAAAUAAGCCCUUGCCACCGCAGGACACGAAACUCAACGGGCUAAUAACCAUCGUUGAGCACGAUGGCUUUGCCCAGACUUCAGCAUAAACGAUGGCCGAUUCACGCGGCCCCAACCCAAUAAGUCAGUUGUGGACCGCGACAGUGUCUCCCGAACCGGACUCGGAGUGUCUGUACGAGGAGAUAUCAGGCCUCUCCGUGGGUCAUGAAUUAGAAAGAUCGGAGGAAGGGAGCGAGGGUGGUCAUAGGAGGAACGGCGCGGGAGGGGAUAGGGGAGUCCUCGAUUAUACGUCCAGGGUGGAGAAGCAAUAUGCGGUGCGAGGGUGUUACGGGGAGUCUGGACCAGGCGCCGCACUCGACGCGGCUGCCACCCUCAAGCUGACGAGGGGUCGAACUGCUCGCUACGUCUCGCCCCAUUACCAAUACGGUGCAGGUCAGAUCGCAGAGCGCCCUAGCGGCAGGUCACCACGCGACCGUUUCAACCGCGGCUCCUUCAGUAAUGAGACGCAGGAAGAAAUACAAGAGGACGAUGAAGCCACUCUUAGGGAGUUGCUUGUAAGUCUGCAGAAGCAGGUCAGCGUGAUGAGUAUGAACUUGAGUGCCAAGCUGGAUGAGCUGCAGCGGGGCGACCGCCAGCUAGAAACAACUGUUGCACUAUGUGAAAUUCGAACCCAACUGCAGGAGCUUACCAAGAGCGUAGAGUCUUGUCAGAGCGAAGUCAGUGAAGUAAAACGCGACAUGGUGGCAAUCAAGCACGAGUUAGACACGGUUCAACAGGUGAAGGAAGAGAUAGAAGAAUUACGGGAGUAUGUGGAUCGUCUGGAAGAGCAUUCCCAUCGAAGAAAGCUUAGACUACUUGAACAGGGGUUGACAUUAUUCCUGUCGUAUGCAAUUCUGGCAGCAGUACUUGGCAUGCUACAGUUUGGAUACAACACUGGUGUUAUCAAUGCUCCCGAAGUGAAUAUUGAGAACUUCAUGAAGGAUGUGUACAAAGAUAGGUAUGGGGAAGACAUUAAAGAGAGCGCAGUUAAGAGGUUGUACUCAGUUGCGGUCAGUAUAUUCGCUAUUGGCGGUAUGCUUGGCGGUUUUAGUGGAGGGAUGAUUGCCAACAGAUUUGGCAGAAAGGGGGGCUUACUGCUAAACAACGUGCUGGGCAUCGUCGGGGCAUGCCUUAUGGGUUGCACCAAAAUUGCCAACUCGUAUGAAAUCCUGUUCCUCGGCCGGUUCAUCAUCGGUGUUAAUUGUGGCUUAAACACCUCCUUGGUUCCCAUGUACAUAUCGGAAAUAGCACCACUGAACUUGAGAGGCGGCCUGGGCACGGUGAACCAGCUCGCUGUUACGGUGGGCCUCCUGGUCUCCCAGGUGUUGGGCAUCGAGCAGAUUCUUGGCACAAGAGAUCGCUGGCCGGUUCUUUUAGGUUUGGCCAUCUGCCCUGCCAUCCUGCAGCUAUUAUUAUUACCAUUUUGUCCAGAAUCUCCCAGAUACUUGCUCAUAACAAAGCAAUGGGAAGAGGAAGCAAGGAAAGCCUUGAGAAGGCUGAGAGCUAGUAAUCAAGUGGAAGAAGAUAUUGAAGAGAUGAGAGCAGAGGAACGUGCUCAACAGGCGGAAGCUUCCAUUUCAAUGACAGAACUCAUAUGCAGUCCAACAUUAAGGGCUCCUCUGGUUAUUGGUGUUGUUAUGCAGUUGUCACAACAGCUGUCCGGUAUUAACGCAGUUUUUUACUAUUCUACAGAUCUGUUCAUGAGUUCUGGAUUGACCGAAGAGAGUGCGAAGUUUGCAACCAUUGGUAUCGGAGCCAUCAUGGUUGGUAUGACUCUGGUCUCGAUUCCACUGAUGGACAGGACAGGACGACGCACCCUCCACUUGUACGGUCUAGGCGGGAUGUUCAUCUUCUCCAUCUUCAUCACGAUUUCAUUCCUAAUAAAGGAGUUUUUCGGUUUCGUGCAGGAAAUGAUUGACUGGAUGUCUUACCUUUCGGUGGUCUCGACACUCAGUUUCGUCGUAUUCUUUGCCGUGGGACCUGGAUCCAUUCCGUGGAUGAUCACAGCAGAGCUAUUCUCCCAGGGUCCUAGGCCAGCAGCCAUGUCCAUUGCUGUACUCGUUAAUUGGAUGGCCAAUUUCCUUGUCGGCAUAUGUUUUCCAAGCAUGAAGACUGCGCUAGACACCUACACGUUCCUGCCAUUCAGUGCAUUCUUAGCUAUCUUUUGGAUAUUCACGUACAAGAAGGUUCCCGAAACGAAGAAUAAAACGUUCGAAGAAAUCCUUGCCUUGUUCAGACAUGGUAACGACAGGAGCAGCUUGCGGGAAAGCAGAUUAUACGGGAGCAUGCUAAACUGUGUGAAUGCGUUAGAGGAGCACAUACCGCCAGCGGAGAGCGCUGCCCUGAUGGUGGCCGAGGAGAAGCCACAUCCUGACUCAUUUGUGUUUGCAGCUGGCUCAGAGCGAUCUUCCAUCGCUCCCGCUCAGCCGGAGAGACCACCGCCCCCGCUUCCCCCGCCACGCUUUCCGAACAGCGGUGUCUGACAAUGGGAAACUCCUCUUAACAUUGGGAACUUUAUGAUGAUGAACACACCGAUGCCACUGCCCCUGCUUCUGAGUACGAACAGCCUAACGUUGGAGAAUCAUCUCUACGAGAUAAUAACGGAACGGAGCAAAGCCUGCGCGAUGUUCUUGAGGAAUAGCCUGAGGCGUGCGGCGAAUGCGACGACUCUUACAUGGAACCUAAACUCCGAGGGCGAGCCGCAAUUUCAUACGGACUCUUAGAAGAAACUUUAUAGGUCAUCAGUGCCUAUUUCAAUGGUGUCCAAUAUAUUCGAAUACGGUCUAAUUCACGUAUGCAUACACACACAUAUAUAUACACACACGACACAUGCGACACACAACACACACACACACGCACACACACUCACAUACGCACGCGAACACAAAAAUUCAAACCAGAGACGUUGAUCCGAGAACACAAAAACUUCAAACCUUAAUUAGUAUGUAGACUCCUCGUAAUAUAAAUUAUAUGAUAUAAUAAUUAAUGAACAUUGUAUAAGAGAUCUAUUGUAUGAUGCAUUAUGUUGAUCGAAAAUCGAUUAAUAUUUGUAUAUAUAUAAAGGUAAGAUCGACGCUCACUGAAAGAAAUAGAAAAGAAGAGGAAAAAACACAAAAAUAACAAACAAAAAUGCAAUUAUCGACCACACUAAAUUAUGUUUAAUGAACUAUAAUUGAAUGGUGAAGAGAUUGUGAAAAAAAAAAGAAAGUGUGCGGGUGUAACGGAAGGUUUCCUAAACGGUCCUUACGUCUAGGAUUCUGUUUUUCUUUCUUUUUUUUCCACAUAGCUGGUGUGAAAUGACGUUUAAGCAUAAAUUGAAAACUUCCGGAUCACGACAGCGUGAAAAUCAUUGCUUUUAAAUCACACGUUAUAUACUCGUCAAUUUUAUAAAUGAAUCCAAUUGUUUGAUUCAGAUGCAUUAAAGUGAUUUUAGUAUAAUUUUGAAAUAACUGCGAUACGCGUUUCAAUAAUGAAAAUUUAAUUAUAAACAAUUGACGGAUUCUGGAUGACAUAAUUGCGGCACGAUCUGGAACACAAUUAUCGAAAACAAGAAACCUUCCCUUAUAUGUACAUAUAUGUAUAUACAUGUACACUUAUAUACCAUACAUCAUAUUCUACAAGUGUAUAAUAAUCCUUCAUUGUUCAGUAGCGUAGCCAAAAAAAAAAGUUAUUUGGCGAUCUAGUAUGUUCCAAGUUAACAUCAAUUAAUAUAUAUACACAUGUACAUGUACACUUAUAUAUAUAUAUAUGUAUACAUGUAUGUAUAUAUAUAUAUAUAUAUAUAUAUGUAGAGGGAAAUUUUAACUUUCUCGGGCCUCAAGUUUCUUUAUGGUCACAAGUCAAUUCAAUGAUGAUUUUUAUCCUUGAUCGAAGUUCAAAAGUCAAAUUAGGCAAAAAAAAAAGGAAGAGAAAUAAAAAAAAAAAAAAAAAAAAACAAACAAAGUGCACAGUUGGCGAGCAGCAAAGUUGUUUUAUUUUUAGUUACAUUACAUGCACUAAGCCAAAGACUCGAUAAGUUAUUUUGCAUUGCGUAAUACUUGAAUUUCAUUCUACAAAAAAGGACAGACAGAUUUUUAAUAUAACUCGAAUUUCUUCAGUCACUUGACCGAAUAUAUUGGUUUGAUUUUAAACUUAAUAUAUACUAUGAAAAACACUAUUUUCUUUCGAAUAUUGUGAAAGUGCUACUUAUGAGGAAGAAUUGUAUCGUCGUGUUGUAUUAAAUAUGAAUUCAACGAGAAAUGAUUUUUCAAAUCGUUUAUUCGCUUCUCGUAAAAUGCUACUUGAAUAAUUUUGUUGUCUUCCGUUCUUGUGCUCGCAGUUCUGAAAUCUGAAGCAAAAAAAGAUUAAGAAAAAGGUAUUGGACUAUUUGUACCGACUUAACGUAAUAUGUAAACUAUUUGAAAAAAUCAAGGUAAUAUGAAUACUUAGUAAUAGCUAUGGGGAAUGAAUAAAAUAAUUAAAAGAAAAAAAAAGUUAAUAUACAGUGCUGCGCACCAUAUAAACGUAAUUUAAAAAAAAAAGAAAAAAAAAAAAAAAGAACUUCUAAUUAUAAGCUGUCCAAAACAUACAGAAUCAGUGAGAAAGGCAAUAAAGCUAUUGAACUGAGAAUAUGCUAAAGUAGGUUUCCUCGCAUUGUGGUACUAUCAGACUUUACGAUACUAUAUUAUUAACAAUAAUUUAAGUUAGGUAUAGCUACUAGAAAAGAGGAGUACAAAGACAAGAGAUGCUAACAUCCGAUGGAAACUGUGAAACUGCUAUGCCAACUUAUGAAAAAACAAAAGGAAGAAGAAAAGGUAGAAAAAGGAAAUGAAAAGUAUCUAUAAACAAGAAAAAAAAAAAAAAAAAAAGAAAAAGAAAAAUAAAUAAACAAAUAAUGGUCAGGAAACACGCGCGGUCUCUCACUUUACGUAAUGGCUGUACAAUAAUUGCGGACCGAGUAACGCUAGCAUAUCCAUUUUUUAAAUAUUAUAAGCUUAUGAACUCAAUACGGAUAACUGGUAAAAUAGAAGCAAUUCCUUUGACUCAGAACUAUGAAUGCGCGUUAAGUACAUGCGCGUUAUUGUAAGUAAACAUGUAGUAAUAACCGAUGAGAUUGAUUUUGCAAGUUGUAAGCUUUUCGAAUAGUUUUUAAGGUUUCUACCACGAUUCCAAGUUCAUACUGUACCGUGCAGCCAGAGUGUAGUAACGAUGACCAUUCUUCAAAUUUCAAAAGUAAUUUACGACACGCUGAAUUACGCGCGUCGAUGAAUAUGAAAUACAGUAUUUGAAUUAUUUUAUUUUAAAAACGGUAACUAAUUUGCAUAGAUUGUUUUGAGUCAUAAGACCACGGUAAGCUCAUUUAACGCAACGUAGAUAGAGCCUUACAAAGUUUGGACCCAGAGUCCAUCGAGCAAGUGAUCACAAUAACAAUUUGUAAAAUAAGUUCACUGCCAUACAAAUAAUAAACAAAAAUAAAAAGAAAAAAGAACAAUGACUUGCGCCCACGUCAAAGGGCCAAUGUUCCAAUUAUGGAUGUGUACAGUUCUGUGAAGAUACUAAUUAUAACAUAAUUAUAAUUACAUUAUAACGAUACUCAUUAUGAUUAUUAUUAUUAUUAUUAUUAUUAUUAUUAUUAUUAUACAUACAACUAAUUACGAUAUGGUGAUAUUAAGAAUGAUAUACAUAUUUAGAAUAAAGAAAAAUCAACUGCGGAGCUGUUAUAUACCGAAUGAAAAUGAAUAAUCAUCUGAUCAAAAUGAAAUUUUGUCGCAGUUUGAAAAUUGCAAUGAAAUUGGAAAAAAAAUUACUAAAUGAUGUCGCGAUCAAACUAACAAGUAUGAAAAUUCAUAAUAAUAUCAGUGAUACGGGUCCAGUGAUCAGAACUCAAAAGAUCGUUUUACCAAAAGGAAAAAAAUAUCUGUAGAUUUACUUGAAACCGUAGUUUACGUCCUUGGGACGUCGAACGCAGUAAUUCGGUUGAAAUAAACAUCGACAGAUGAGAAAAGCAGGUAUAAAUAACAAUUUGUCAAAUCAAAUAAUGCUCUCGUACAUUUUCAGUCGUUAUAGAGCUCUGCGAUUGAAACUCAUGCUAGUAGCAAUUAAUCACAAUAAUAUACAAUAGCGUAUUAUAAAGGAAAAAAAAAAACCUACUUACAUAAACUUGUAGAAUCAAUUAUGUACAGUGCGUAACAACCUAACCUAACGGAGACUUUCGCAGUUCACUAUCAGUUUGUAGAUAAAUCUCUUUUUAGUAUUGCAAAAUGAUUUGCCCCUUUGGUGUUUCUUGACCAGCUCUGAAAACACACACAUACAUGAACACAGGUAUUGAGAUCUUAAGCAAAGUUGACAAAAAAAAAAAAUUAAUCAUGUAGAUCCAAGUGAGAAAAGUUGAAAUUUUAUCGUCGAUGGGCAAGCUACACGGUUCAGUUAUUAGCGACAGA